This is a messenger RNA of Entelurus aequoreus (snake pipefish), 5015 nucleotides long. RefSeq names its product ecotropic viral integration site 5 protein homolog. Bases 363 to 2741 code for a protein of 792 amino acids. The record is from RefSeq and is a predicted model, not a curated record. The transcript is spliced from 21 exons. Lineage: Eukaryota; Metazoa; Chordata; Actinopteri; Syngnathiformes; Syngnathidae.
GGUAGGCCCCUGCCUGAGACAUUGGCGUCCACGUAUUAGACGGCGCCAUGGCAGCCAGCCCGCGCAACCAGACACCCAGGUGGCUUCGCUCCGGACACUAACGCCGAUAAAAGUGUCAGAAAAUCGUCUCCCACGCAAGAAUGCGGGCGACGGACUGACGCAUGGGAAGCGGCAGCCAGGCAAGGAAGUUUGGCGCGGCUUCUUAAAACCUCUUCAAGCCACAACACUCAGCAGGCAGCCUUACAAGGAGCUUUGCAGUACCUGCUCAUGAGAAAGAUGAGGAACAUGAUAAUGUGGCGACAGACAAGGUUGCAGGUAAGCUGAGUUCAACUCUCUCAUGGGUGAAGAACUCGGUGUCUCAGAUGGCUAGCCAGGUGGCCACGCCCACCACCUUGCCGACCUCCACGUCUCUGUCCUCGCCGUCCUCGCCGCCGCUGCUCAGCCCGGAUGACGAGCAGCUGCUCGCCAAGCUGGAGGAGCAGAACAGGCUGCUGGCGACGGACAGCAAGUCACUGCGCUCCAUGAAUGGUUCCAGGAGAAACAGCGGCUCCUCGCUGGUGUCCAGCUCCUCGGCCUCGUCCAACCUGUCACACCUGGAGGAGGACACCUGGAUGAUGUGGGGGAGGGUCGUUAACGAGUGGGAGGACAUGCGCAAGAAGAAGGAGAAGCAGCUCAAGGAUCUGGUGGUAAAAGGGAUCCCGCACCACUUCCGGGCCAUCGUGUGGCAGCUGCUAUGCAACGCCCAGAACAUGGCCAUCAAGGACCAGUACUCGGACCUCCUGAAGAUGACGUCGCCCUGCGAGAAGCUGAUUCGCCGAGACAUCGCCCGCACUUACCCGGAGCACGACUUCUUCAAGGAGAAGGACAGCCUGGGCCAGGAGGUCCUCUUCAACGUCAUGAAGGCGUAUUCUCUGGUGGACCGCGAGGUGGGUUAUUGCCAAGGAAGUGCCUUCAUCGUCGGGCUGCUGCUCAUGCAGAUGCCAGAGGAGGAGGCCUUCUGCGUCUUCGUGAAGCUGAUGCAGGACUACAGACUACGAGAGCUCUUCAAGCCCAGCAUGGCGGAGCUGGGCCUCUGCAUGUACCAGCUGGAGUGCAUGAUCCAGGAACAUCUGCCGGAGCUGCACCUGCACUUCCAGGCACAGAGUUUCCACACCUCCAUGUACGCCUCCACCUGGUUCCUCACCAUCUUCCUCACCUGCUUCCCGCUGCCCGCGGCCACCAGGAUCUUUGACAUCUUCAUGUAUGAGGGUCUGGAGAUCGUGUUCCGAGUGGGCCUGGCCAUCCUGCAGAUGAACCAGGCGGAGCUCAUCCAGCUGGACAUGGAGGGCAUGCUGCAGCACUUCCAGAGGGUGGUCCCGCACCAGCUGGACAGCGGACCUGACAAAGUCAUCCAGGCGGCGUAUCAAGUCAAGUACAACGCCAAGAAGAUGAAGAAGUUGGAGAAGGAGUACACCAGCAUCAAAAGCAAGGAGAUGGAGGAGCAGGUGGAGAUAAAAAGGCUGCGGACGGAGAAUCGCCUCCUCAAGCAGAGGAUCGACACGCUGGAGAAGGAAAGUGCUUCCUUGGCAGAUAGAUUGAUCCAGGGACAAGUGACGCGGGCUCAGGAGGCGGAGGAGAACUACCUGGUCAAGCGGGAGUUGGCCACGGUCAAACAGCUGGGCCAGGAGGUCAGCGCUCAGCUGGAGCAGGCCAACACAACCAUCGGGCAGCUUCAGCAGCAGCAGCCGCAAGCGAAGGUGACGUCGCGCUGCUCGGAGGAGGCGGUCCUGCAGCUGGAGAGAGAGCUGGUGCAGGCCAGGCUGAAGGAGGCGGAGUCUCAGUGCGCCCUCAGGGAGAUGCAGGACAAGAUUUUGGACAUGGAGAAGCGCAACACGUCGCUGCCGGACGACACCAACGUGGCGCGACUCCAAGAGGAGCUGAUGGCGGUCAAGGUGAGGGAGGCGGAGGCCCUCAGCGGCCUCAAGGAGCUGCGGCAGCAAGUGCGAGACCUGGAAGACCACUGGCAGCGCCACCUGGCCCGCACGUCAGGCCGCUGGAGGGAAAGCCCCAAGAAGAACGCCCUGAGCGAGCUGCAGGACGAGCUGAUGAGCGUCCGGCUGCGCGAGGCCGAGGCUCAGGCCGAGCUGCGAGAAAACCGCCAGAGGAUGUUGGAGCUGGAAACGCAGAAUCAGAUCCACAACAACCACCUGCGGAGGGCGGAGCAAGAGGGUCGAAGUCUUCAGGAGCGCGUGCAGACCUUGACCACGCAGAACAAGAACCUCCACGGGCAACUGCAGGAGAUCAAACGGCGACAAGCGGAGAUGGAAUGCAAGAGUAAAGAGGAGGUGAUGGCGGUCAGGCUGAGGGAGGCUGACAACAUGGCCGCCAUGGCUGAACUGCAGCAGCACAUCUCUGAGCUGGAGAUCCAGAAAGAAGAAGGCAAGGUCCAAGGGCAGCUGAACCACAGUGACUCCAAUCAGUUCAUCCAAGACCUCCAAGAUCACAUCACUGAACUCAAACAUGAGAUCUGCUGCCUGAAGGUUCAGAGGGGCAUGGCCAAGCCCCCCACCUAUGACAUCAUCAAGCAGUACGCGGGUGAUGACAAUGAUGAUGAAGAUGAUGAUGAUGAGGAGGAGGAGGAGGAAGGCACCAAGGAGCAGCACCAGACUGGUGGGGGUCGAGUCACGCUGCAUCCCAAACUGGGGGCCACGGACAGUGAGGAAGAAGACGAGGCCCCCACCCACCGCUACACCUCCGUGUGACCCGCACAGUGUGGACUGGACCACAGAGAGCAGAGAGGGAGGGACAGUAGACAUUGAACAUUUAUCACUCAACGGAUUUUAUAUUUCUUAACUUUAUUUUAUAGAACAACACUUCUUCAAUCUUUCUCUGUGUUUGUGGGGGUGUGUGUGUGUGUGUGUGUGUGUGUGUGUGUGUGUGUGUGUGUGUGUGUGUGUGUGUGUGUGUGUGUGUGUGUGUGCGUGCGUGUGUGCGUGCGUGCGUGUGUGCGUGUGCGUGCGCGUGCGUGUGUGUGUCAUCUGCACUGAUUGGUCUCAUUCACAAAAGGAAGUAAACAUGACUGUGUGUGUGUGUGUAGUUGUCAUGGUAACAGACAACGUUGUUUGUGUUAGUGUUACAUUCAGGUGCAACAACUCUAACACCUGACUUGGUGGCAGUGAACGCAUCACAGCAUGUUGGGGGAGUGUGGUGAGCACACACACACGCAAACACACAUUGAUACACACACACACCUAUACAUAUACACACAUACAUAUACAUACACACAGAUAUACAUAUAAAUAUACACACAUAUACAUGUAUAUACACACAUACAUUCAUAUAUAUAUAUAUACACACAUACAUAUACAUACACAUACUUAUACAUAUACACACAAACAUAUACACUUUCCCAUACAUAUACACACACACAUUCAUAUACACACAAAUACACACACAUAUACUGUACAUGUAUAUACACACAUAUAUACACACACACACACAUACAUGUAUAUACACACACAUACAUGUAUAUACACACAUACAUAUACACACAUACAUGUAUACACACAAACACACACAUGUAUAUAUACACACAUACAUAUACACACGUAUAUACAUAUACACACAUAUACAUGUAUAUACACAAACACACAUAUAUAUAUAUAUAUAUACACACAUACAUAUACACACAUAUACGUACAUGUAUAUACACACACAUACAUAUACACACAUAUACAUGUAUAUACACAAACACACACAUACAUGUAUACAUACAUAUACAUACACAUACAUAUAUACACACACAUAUAUAUACACACAUACAUGUAUAUACACAAACACAUAUAUAUAUAUAUACAUAUAUAUAUACACACACAUAUACACAUACAUAUGUAUAAACACACUUAUACACACACAGAGAGAUGACAUGAGUGUGAGUUCAUAAUAAAUAGUAAACAUACACACACACACACACAAAGAGAUGACAUGAGUGUGAGUUCAUAAUAAAUAGUAAACAUACACACACACACACAUAUACACACAGAGAGAUGACAUCAGUGUGAGUUCAUAAUAAAUAGUAAACACACACACACACACAUAUAGACACACACACAGAGAUGACAUCAUGAGUGUGAGUUCAUAAUAAAUAGUAAACACACAUAUACACACACACACACACAGAGAGAUGACAUGAGUGUGAGUUCAUAAUAAAUAGUAAACACACAUAUACACACACACACAGAGAGAUGACAUCAUGAGUGUGAGUUCAUAAUAAAUAGUAAACACACACACACACACAUAUACACACACACACACAGAGAUGACAUGAGUGUGAGUUCAUAAUAAAUAGUAAACAUACACACACACACAUAUACACACACACACACACAUAUACACACACACACAGAGAUGACAUGAGUGUGAGUUCAUAAUAAAUAGUAAACACACAUAUACACACACACACACAGAGAGAUGACAUCAUGAGUGUGAGUUCAUAAUAAAUAGUAAACACACACACAUAUACACACACACACAGAGAUGACAUGAGUGUGAGUUCAUAAUAAAUAGUAAACAUACACCCACACACAUAUACACACACACACACAGAGAUGACAUCAUGAGUGUGAGUUCAUAAUAAAUAGUAAACACACACACACACAGAGAGAUGACAUGAGUGUGAGUUCAUAAUAAAUAGUAAACAUACACAACACACACACCUAUACACACACACACGCACAGAUGACAUGAGUGUGAGUUCAUAAUAAAUAGUAAACACACCACACACACAGAGAGAUGACAUGAGUGUGAGUUCAUAAUAAAUAGUAAACAUACACACACACACACCUAUACACACACACACGCACAGAUGACAUCAUGAGUGUGAGUUCAUAAUAAAUAGUAAACACACACACACACAGAGAGAUGACAUGAGUGUGAGUUCAUAAUAAAUAGUAAACACACACACACACAGAGAGAUGACAUGAGUGUGAGUUCAUAAUAAAUAGUAAACACACACACACACAGAGAGAUGACAUCAU